AUUUUCUGCAGGCAUUAUUCCGGUCGCCUGCCGGUCCUUCCUCCUUUUCUACGUCCCUGAGCGAGGCCGGCGUCAAGAUGAAUGACACUGUAACAGUCAGGACCCGCAAGUUCAUGACGAACCGGCUGCUUCAGAGGAAGCAAAUGGUCGUCGAUGUCCUCCAUCCCGGCAAAGCCACAGUCCCAAAGACUGAAAUCAGGGAGAAGCUUGCCAAGAUGUACAAGACCACACCUGAUGUUGUGUUCGUCUUUGGCUUCAGGACUCAGUUUGGUGGUGGCAAGACAACAGGCUUCGCCAUGGUGUACGACUCUCUAGACUAUGCUAAGAAGAACGAGCCCAAACACAGACUUGCCAGGCACGGUCUCUAUGAGAAAAAGAAGACAUCAAGGAAACAGCGCAAGGAACGCAAGAACAGAAUGAAGAAAGUACGAGGCAUCAAGAAGGCCAGUGUUGGCGCUGCUGGCAAGAAGUGAGCCUGGACAACCAGGGAGGGUCUCCGUGCUCAAGAUGUUCUUGUAUAUUGUCAUCAAAUAAAAUUUGGAAAAAAGUGGAAAAAA
Messenger RNA from Acanthochromis polyacanthus (spiny chromis), 557 nucleotides. It is a transcript of the gene rps24, whose product is annotated as ribosomal protein S24. Gene Ontology annotation, cellular component: ribosome. The record is from RefSeq and is a predicted model, not a curated record. NCBI's taxonomy places the organism in Eukaryota, Metazoa, Chordata, Actinopteri, Pomacentridae. Gene Ontology annotation, biological process: translation. The transcript has 5 exons. Gene Ontology annotation, molecular function: structural constituent of ribosome. The coding region runs from base 78 to 473 and encodes 131 amino acids.